AUGGGAACAAAGACGAUUCCAAUUGGUCGCCUACUUCCAGGAUAUCGAUGUGUGAUUCUUGAUGAUUUCUCACAACCUGUGUUUACUGGUCAAGAGGGUGAACUGUUUGUGGGAGGUGUGGGUGUCUUUGCUGGUUAUCUUGGACGUAAUGAAUUGACAAAGAAAGCACUUGUUGAUAUUGAUGGUGAACACUUCUAUCGAACUGGAGAUCUUGUACGCUUCGAUAGCCAUGGCCUACUGUAUUAUGUUGGUAGAAAAGAUCAUCAAGUGAAACUACAUGGACAACGCAUUGAACUUGGUGAAAUCGAAAGAUGUUUGCUUCAAGCAUCAUCAGGCGUUUCUCAUUGUGUGGUGGUCAAGUAUGAUGAUGAUCACUUGGUUGCCUAUAUUCAAAGUAAUAAUAUCAAUGAGAAACAACUUCGACAAUAUUGCGAAUCUCAUCUACCAUCUUUUAUGAUACCAUCCAUGUUUAUCGUACUCGAACAGUUGCCAUUGAAUGCAAAUGGAAAAUUGGAUCGAAAACGACUUCCAACACCCAAUUUUGCUGCACUACCCUCAUGUAGCGUAUCGACAAAUAAUCAAAAUAAUUAUAUUCAACCAAGCAAUGAAAUCGAAACAUCUAUUCAUAAACUUUGGUGUGAAAUCUUUCAAUGCAAACAAAUUUCAACUACCGAUAGUAUUUUUACUAUUGGUGGUCAUUCACUGAUUCUUAUUCAAAUUUAUCAUCGAUACAAAUCGAUAUUCAAAUUUCAUAUUCAUAAUCUAAACAUUGCACAAAUCUUUCAAUAUCCAACAAUUCAGGAUCAUGCUCGUUUCAUCGAACAAUCAUUGGAUUUAGAACAAUGUCAUGAAAAAUCUUGGCUUUCUCUAAACAUUUCUCAAGGGCAAGUAUCUUUUGCACAAGAGCGAAUCUUUCUUGAUGAACAGAUUCGUUUUGCAUCAAAUGGCAAUCAAAUGUAUAACAUUCCAUUAGUAUAUCGUAUUUCAUCCAGUGGAAAAUCUUUAUCUAUUUUGAGAGUACAACGAGCACUUCAAGCAAUUGUUAUGAAGCAUAGCAUUCUACGCACAGCACUUCUACUUCAUACAAAUGGAAUAGUCAUGCAAUCUGUUACUGAAAUCGAUUCUUUAGAUAUAAAUUAUCAAGAAUCAUUUGGCUUUACAAUACUUGACACUAAUGAUGUAGAAAAUGCAAUUUAUGAGACGAUUCGUCGAUCUGAUCUUUUUGAUUUGACCAAAGGACGAGUGCUUCAUUGUUAUAUUAUUCGUGAUUGUUCUUCAUCCUUAGAAAAUGUAGAUUUACUGAUGAAGAAUGAUAUCAUCUUAUUCAAUAUUCAUCAUUCAGCAUUUGAUGGAGCAUCUACUUCAAUAUUUCUUCGCGAUCUUUCACUUGCAUAUAAUCUUGAUGCUCAAUUGCCAUUUGACAGUAACAUGUUGCAAUACAUUGAUUAUUCGGUUCAUGAACGUCAAUUAGACAUGACGAAAUCUCGUGACUUUUGGAAUGCACAACUUGAUGGAUAUGAUAUGGAAAGUCGUUUGUUAUUACCAGUCGAUCGACAUCGAUUAUCUAACAAUCAACGAUCUGGUCGAGCAUCAGUAGCUGAAAUUUCAUUCGAUGAACAUUUGUCUCAUUCAUUUCUUACUUAUGCUUCUUCACACAAUGUGACACCUUUUCAACUUGGUCUUGCUGUCUUCUAUACUUUUCUAUUCAAAGUAAGCAAUGGACAACAAGAUUUGUGUAUUGCUGGUGUCAAUGCUAAUCGAUAUCGAAUAGAAUUACAAGAUUUGAUUGGAAUGUUUGUUGCUACACUACCAUAUCGUAUUCAAUUAGAUCCAACAAGUUCAUUUGAGAAACUCGUUGAACAAGUUCGAGAUUUAUGUUUAUCAAUUCUUGACCAUUCACAUUAUCCACUUCAACAGAUCAUUGGUAGUCAUCAUUCGCCAGCCUUUCUAGAGACAAUGUUCGACUUCAUCACUAUUGACUCAGACAUUGAACACGUCGAACUUGAUGGAGCAAUGCUCGAGCCAGUGUCUUUAGAAAAAGGUGAUUUUGUGGCGAAAUUUGACCUGAUGCUCAUGUUUGUGCACAAACUCUCCGGUGGUAUUACAUUUUCUUUGACAUGUUCACAAGAUCUAUUCGAUGAAACGACUGUUCAAUUGCUAGCCGAACGAUUUUCAUAUCUUUUGGAUCAACUCUUCGAACCGAAUCAAACGUUGGCCAAGCAACCAUCACUUCAUCAAUUAUCUAUUGUUCUUCCUCAAGAACAUGUACUAAUUCAUACACUAAAAACCAAUGAUAUCAAUCGAUCAUUAGCUAUAUUUAAUACAGUUCCACAAUCAUUUAGUCAAGUAGCAUUUUCUCAUUUACAAAAAGUAUCUGUUGAACUUGAUGAACAAGCAUUGACAUAUGGUGAGCUUCUCUUCUAUGUCCAACAAUUUGCUCUUCUUCUUAUCAAUGUAUAUGGUGUCAAAGAAGGUGAUGUUGUUUGUCAAUGUGUCGAACGAAGUUUGUCAAUGGUGAUUGGAAUCAUGUCAAUUCAAAUGGCUGGUGCUUCCUAUUGUCCUUUAUCACCACGUGAUCCAUUACAACGUCUCUACAGUCUAAUAGAAGAGACUCACAGUCAUAUUAUUCUAGUUCAUCAAUUGACUCAAAAUAAAUUUCAAUUCAAUAUUCCUAUGAUUGAUAUUGAUGCAGCAAUCAACACAGAGAAUAUGCUGAAUGAUAUUGAUCUGAGUCGUCUGACUAAUGUUACUAUGGAUCGUGAUAGUAUAGCUUAUGUUCUUUUUACUAGUGGUUCGACAGGCACACCAAAAGCAGCUCAAAUUCGUCAUCAAAAUUUCAUUGAAGCAAUUCGUUCCAUCAGUGAAGUCGGUAUACUCAGUGAAGAAGAUACUGUUGUUCAAAUGACGCCAUGCUCAUUCGAUGGACAUCUAGAAGACAUUGUAGGAACAUUGAUUGUUGGUGGUACAUUAGUAAUGCUUCGUCCUCAUGGCCAUAUGGAUUUCGAAUAUCUUAGCAAUGUCCUCAUGGUGCAUCAGAUAACUUACAUGGAUAGCGUUCCUACUCUGCUCGCUGCCUUGUUCAGUUACGUUAGAGGAAAUAGCAAUAUUGAUAUAUUGAGAACACUACAAACAGUUUGCUCUGGUGGUACGUUUUUCGAUAUUCCUUGA
Rotaria sp. Silwood2 is the source of this 3168-nucleotide messenger RNA. The record is from the annotation of a GenBank genome assembly. Lineage: Eukaryota; Metazoa; Rotifera; Eurotatoria; Philodinida; Philodinidae.